Molecule: messenger RNA, 15113 nt
Organism: Hyalella azteca
Lineage: Eukaryota; Metazoa; Arthropoda; Malacostraca; Amphipoda; Hyalellidae
Gene: Dhc1
Product: dynein axonemal heavy chain 5
Exons: 89
Biological process (GO): microtubule-based movement
Cellular component (GO): dynein complex
Molecular function (GO): minus-end-directed microtubule motor activity; dynein intermediate chain binding; dynein light intermediate chain binding
Source: RefSeq, a predicted model, not a curated record
AUGGCAAGUGUAAAGAAGAAAAUUCCCAGCAAGGCGCGCCGGCGAAUCUCUCGGACCAGAAAAUCUUCAGAUGACUGGGAUUCUUCUCAGUACACUGACUCAUCUUCGAUAAAUUCUGACGGGUACAGAGACUUCCGUCGCUUCUCUAACGCUGAUCGCGUCCGAAAUUCCUUUGACAAGUCGGCCGACGUAGAUGGGGAGUCUGCCAACAUCAUGGGUGUUGGGAUCGGUGUCAGUUUGGGACUUUUCCUUGCUGGGCCCGGAAAAAAGGACACCAACACCAAUAUUAAGAUGAUGGUUAGGAUGAAGAAGUUGGUCCAGAAGCGCCGUGCAGACGCUGAGCGCAGAGCUCGGCGGGGCGACACCGACCCUCGCUACGAGUACGUCUUCCAGGUGCUAGGCGCCUGUACGGGCAUCCCGAGGCACCAGGUCAUGGACUUCGUGUUCGAGGAGAAUUUGCUCGAGGAACUCGGCAAGUUUCUGUCGCCCGGAGAGUACCACAACAUGGUGUGGUUCUACCAGCCCGCCGAGGAAGAGGUACCUGAGGUGGCCAUCACAGAGGACGACCAGGAGACUAAAGCAGACCACGACGACGACCACGACUCUUGCAAACCGGUGACAUCGCCUCUGAUGCCGCCGUCGGGAGUGUCGCGCCGGAACUCUGAGAUCAGCAGCGCCUCGGAGCUGCAUGACUCCAGACGUAACUCCAUCGCGACCGAACAUUCUGACGACGGCGGCAGCGACGCGCGGGGCUUGGGUCCGGCAGGGAAGCGCAUGCGUCUGUUUGUGGGCGACCCGCGCCUAGUGCCGCUCACUGGAGUCUGCGUCUGGAUGACUCGUACCAACCCGCAGCGUACAGUCUCUGAAGAAAAUGUUCACAGAGAGGUAAACUUUGGAGUGCUGCGCGCGGGCUCUGGGGGCGUGGUGCUGCGGUCCAUCGAAGCAAUGCUGCGCCGAGUGUUCGUGCCCGCUGUACGCCUCAACCCGGGACCGGACCCCUCAGCCGGCGGCACUGCAAGGGACCAUCUCCUGGCCGGUCUGCGGUCGUUCGCUUCCUGCCUCAAUGUGUCGGAGCAGAUCCUGCUGGAGAGGCUGGAGCUGGGGCCCGUUGAGGGGGGGCUGGAGGUGGGGGGCGGGGCGCUGUCGAGCGCCCAGCGGUUGCUCGCUAACCCCGACCACGUGGCCGCCGUCGAGCGCACCGCCCGGGCAUGGCUGCACGUCAUCGAGUCCGUUUUAAUUGAGAUGGAGCAGCUGAGGCUGGAGACGGACUCCGCUGGGCCGCAGGACGAGCUCGAGUACUGGAAGAAGAGGAUGGCCAAAUUCACGUUCUUGGCCCAACAGAUGGACCUGCCUCAUGUUCGUGGAGUGGUGCUGGUGCUGCAACUGUCGCGCUCGAAGGUGCUGCCGGCGUGGCAGGCGGCAGACGACCGCGUCACCAAGAACUUGGCAGAAGCAAAAGACAACGCAAAAUUCGUGUAUUCCAUCGAGGAACAUUGCCACCCGCUCUAUCUCAACGAUCCUCCCGGGAUGAUCCCCUACAUCAUGCCACUAUUCAACACCAUCCGCAUGAUUCAUCUCGUGUCGAGGUUCUAUAACACGUCGGAAAAGCUAUCUGCUCUUUUGAUCAAAAUCACAAAUCAGAUGAUCCGAGCAUGUCAAGUGCACGUGUCGUGUCGAGGCGAGAAGACCAUCUGGAACCAGCCUAGGGAAGAGGUCAGGAAGAAGAUCAACGACUGCCUCAAGCUCAGCGCUGCCUAUCGAAGAAGUUAUGAGAAAACCAAGGAACGCCUCGACAAGACUCCAGGGGAGCGCCGCCAGUUUGGCUUCAGCGAGCAGUACGUGUUCGGGAAACUGGAGCUCUUCUGUGGCCGCCUGCAGAACAUCCUUCUUCUCUUCGACCAGAUGGACAAAUUUACGGAAUUUUUCGAAGGACGGGCAGAAUCGCUAUUGCCCAUGGAGCAGGGCCUGAAAGACAUCAUCAAGUCAUGGCAGGAGAUGUGUUCCGAAGUAUCGAAUAAGUCAUAUGAUUACCUCAACUACCGAGACUCUCAGUUCGACGACGACCUAGAAGUGUUUGGCAGUAGCGUGAAGGAGUUGCUCAGGAGAGUGCACACGAUGGUGGAGAAAGAGCAUGAGGAGGUUUGGGACACGCCCAUGGCUCUGCGAAUGUUGAACAGGUUCGAGAAAAUAGCAGAGGUUGUACCAAAUUUGGAUGUUGAAGGGAAGCACAAGAAAGUCCUGGCUCAUUAUCAUCAGGAAAUUGACAAGGUGACCAAAGCCUACAACAAAUACUGCGACUGUCCGCUACCGCUACUGGGUUUACCGACCAUUGCAGGCAAGAUCAUGUGGGCACGGACGCUCUUCAAGCACCUGGAGGAGCCCAUGGACUUUUUUAAAGACCAUAAAGUUCUGCUGCAUUUACCUGAGGGUAAAGAAGCCGUCAAGCGCUACAACAGACUGGGGCGCAUCCUCGUACAGUACGAGAUCACGUACUACGACAUGUGGAGAAGACAAAGCAUAGCAGAGGUGCAGAAAUCUCUGCGUUGCACCCUCAUUGUGAAGCAUCCAGAGAACGAGGAUCUCUACGUCAACUGGGAUCCUCGGAUCCAAGCUCUGUGUCGUGAGGCGACGUGUAUGCAGCAGAUGGGAUUUCAAAUCCCUUACGCGGUAAACCUCCUUCUGAACAGAGCUCCACUGCUCUACCAGAAACGAGAUAUGGCACGACACAUUUUAAAGGAGUACGAGAAGGUGCUGGUAAAAGCCUGUCCCCAAGUGAGGUCUUUGCUGGUGCCCCACGCCUCGAGGCUGCGAGAGGCGCUUCAACCUGGCCUCACGACCCUGACUUGGUCUUCUGUUUCGACGCAAGCUUUCUUUGAGGCCACAAUUGAACAACUCAAGUCUUUCGAAACUCUCGUUGAUCGAGUGAACGACAUUUUCCAGCACCGCAUGGAAGGCACGCUGGAAGACAUGGCUGCCGUGGCACUGCUAACUUUGCCCACCGAAAAGCCGUGGAGCCUCGACACGCUAGUCAACACGGCCUUCGCGACGUGCUGUCGUGCUGCUAGGGAUUUGAACGCCUUGAGUCGGGUCAUUGAGGACGCUUUGUUCGACCUGAUCUCGCUGGUGGUGGGCGAGAUGAACAAGGUUGCCGGACUUGAUGGUUCGGUUGGAGGGACCGAAGGUGGCUUGUCUUCGUACUUGUCCUUCGAAGAGCUCGAGGAAGGGAAGAAUUUCGAUGAUUCCAAAUCAGUGACAUCACUGGGUUCAUCUCGCCGGUCCCGGUCGAACAGUCCUCAGCCCAACCGCCCCGGGGGAGACGAGAGCUUCGGGGUACCAAAACUGGACCUGCCGCGUCCCCUCACCGCGCAGGAGAAACACAACAAGAAGCUUCUCGAGAUGAGGGAGAAAGUGGCGUCCGCAGUGCGGGAGAUCCGGCGUUCAUAUCACAAGAGAGUGCUGGAGGUGGUGAUAAGAUCGGUGCGGAUGGCGCUUACAACGCUCUGUACCUACACGCAACCCUCGGCGCUCUGCAUUAGAACAUCUAAAGAUGAACCCAAAAGAGUUGCUCUUGUGUUGCUAGAAGCUCACAUCGUCGCCCCCGGCAUUGCAGUGACGCCCAAACUUGACGAAGUGAACGAAGCCCUCGUGAAGAUGGCCAGGAGUGUCCUCUCUGUGGCCAAGGGGAUCGCACGCUGGCAAAAAGGCUGCAAAAAUCCGGUGAACGCCGCUGCAGAGGCAGAACUAGAGCGCCAAGCCCUGGCAGCGCGGCGGGACUGGCGCGAGCGCGAGAAACUCCAGGAGGUGCCGGCGCGGCCGAGGAAUUACUACAGCGCUGUCUGCGAGAGCAAGGAAGUCCUCAAGAUUAUGAACCAGUUCACGAGUGGACUAGCUAACUUACAGCAGGAGCUGGAUAGCACGUUCAGUCCUUGGGAGAAAUAUCACACCCUCUGGAACGUAGAUAAGGACUCAACAAUUCGCAACAUGUUGGCGAGCUCCCCCACGCUGCCUGAGUACGCCGCGGUCAUCGAGGGCUACAUGCAGCUCGGGGACAGCAUCCUGGCAGAGCCUGACGCGUACAGUGUCGGGGCUGUUGAUAUCGCCACAAGCCGUCUGAAGAGCUAUCUUAUUGAAGAAACAAAGAUCUGGGUGUCUCGCUACGCGGAGGCCAUUAAGUGUCACUACAUGAAGGAGAGCGAGAGGUUGUUUGCUCUGCUCAACGAGCUAUCAAGACGUCUUGACCGUCCACUCAAGGACUUGGAUGACAUUAAAGGUGCCAUCGACAUCUUACGCAAAACCAGGGACCUUGAACUUGACAUGGACGAUUCCAUCGAUCCAAUUGAGGAGUCAUUUGCAUUGCUAGCCAAGUUCAGCCUUGGCCUUAACGAGGAAGAGAGUGACAAAAUGGAGAGCCUACGAGGGACUUGGCAGAAAGUUCUGGCGCAGUCAGUACAAGUUCAAAAUAAUCUCUCCAGAGUGCAGCCUCAUUUCAGGAACGAACUUAUCCGCAAUGUGGCAACGUUCAAGAAAGACUGCGCUCGUUUCUGUCAAGAUUACCGAAGCUCCGGACCAAUGGUACCCAGUCUCCUGCCUAGGGAAGCCUCAGAUCGUCUUGUGAUAUUUCAGAACCGCUUCGACUCGCUGUGGCGGAAACACGCAAGUUACUCGGUGGGCGAAGAGCUUUUCCGUUUACCGCGCUCAGAGUUCGUCGAGCUUGGCCAGAUAAGGAAGGAGCUCAACUUACUGCAGAAGCUCUACAAACUCUAUAAUGACGUCAUCGAUCGCGUGUCCUCUUACUACGAUAUCCCUUGGACGGAAGUCAACAUCGAAGAGAUCAAUAACGAGCUUAUGGAGUUCCAAAAUCGAUGUCGUAAGUUGCCGAAAGCUCUGAAGGAAUGGCCUGCGUUCAACGCCCUCAAGAAGACCAUCGACGACUUCAACGACAUGUGCCCUUUGCUGGAGCUCAUGUCGAACAAAGCCAUGAAGGCCAGGCACUGGCAGAGGAUAUCUGAAGCCAUCGAUAGGCCACUCAACACUGAGGCUGAAAACUUCUGCCUCAGGAAUAUUUUAGACACUCCGAUCCUGCAGUGCAAGGAGGAUAUCGAGGAUAUUUGUAUUUCGGCCGUGAAAGAGAAAGACAUCGAGGCCAAGUUGCGUCUGGUAACGAACGAGUGGGCGAGUCACGAGCUCACGUUUGCUGCCUUUAAGAACCGAGGCGAGCUUCUGCUGCGGGGCGAGAGCACCGCUGAGGUCAUCACGCAGCUCGAGGACAGCCUCAUGAUUCUUGGCUCUCUGCUCUCUAAUCGCUACAACACGCCCUUCCGGAAGCAGAUCCAGAAGUGGGUGAGCGACCUCUCGAGCACCAACGACGUGCUGGAGCGCUGGCUGUUCGUGCAGAACUUGUGGGUGUAUCUCGAGGCCGUUUUUGUGGGGGGUGAUAUCGCCAAGCAACUCCCGAAAGAAGCAAAAAGGUUUUAUGUGAUAGACAAAAACUGGCAAAAGAUCAUGGCUCGUGCGCAUGACAGCCCCAACGUGGUUACCUGCUGCGUUGGGGAGGAGCUUCUCAACCAACUGCUACCCCACCUCCAGGAGCAGCUCGAACUCUGCCAAAAAUCCCUCUCUGGAUAUUUGGAGAAGAAGCGGGUGAUGUUCCCGCGAUUCUUCUUCGUCUCGGACCCCGCGCUCCUGGAAAUCCUUGGACAAGCCUCAGAUUCUCACACAAUUCAGGCGCAUCUUUUGUCCAUUUUUGAUAACACAAAAUUCGUGAAAUUUCACGAGACUGACUAUGACAGAAUAGUAGCCAUUGUGUCUUCCGAGGGAGAGGUUGUUCAGCUCGAGAAGCCGGUGCGUGCAGAGGGCAGCGUGGAGCUGUGGCUGAUGAAGCUGCUGAAGAUGUCGCAGCAGUCGGUACACGGCAUCGUCAGGCAAGCCUACCACGUCAUUCAGGACCAGGAUCUCAACCUGCUGCGCUUCCUAGAGCAGUUCCCUGCUCAGGUGGGGUUGUUAGGGCUACAGAUGAUAUGGACCAGAGACUCUGAGAUCGCGUUGUCGCAAGCUCGAGCCGACAGGCGAGUCAUGACGGACAUGAACAACAGGUUCCUCGACUUAUUGAACUUGCUGAUCAACACAACGACGCGAGAUCUGGAACACGUUCAAAGAACCAAGUAUGAAACGCUCAUCACAAUCCAUAUCCACCAACGGGAUAUCUUUGAUGGGUUGUGCCGAAAUAAUGUAAAAUCUCCGAUGGAUUUCGACUGGUUGCGACAAAGUCGGUUUUACUUCAAAGAAGACGCGGACAAGACGUCGAUUGCCAUCACGGACGUGAACUUCACCUACCAAAACGAGUUUCUGGGCUGCACUGAACGACUGGUCAUUACCCCCUUGACAGACAGAUGUUACAUCACGUUAGCGCAGGCGUUGAGUAUGUGUUGUGGAGGAUCUCCAACAGGACCGGCAGGCACAGGCAAGACUGAGACCACCAAAGACAUGGGCAAGACUCUUGGCAAGUACGUGGUCGUCUUCAACUGCUCCGACCAGAUGGACUACCGCGGUCUAGGACGCAUCUACAAAGGCCUGGUGCAGUCUGGAUCGUGGGGCUGCUUCGACGAGUUCAACCGCAUCGAGCUCGCCGUGCUCUCGGUGGCCGCGCAGCAGGUCGCGGUACUGCACAACUGUAAGCGCGAGCGCCGCCCUAACCUUGUCUUCACCGACGGCGACCUUGUCGAAAUGAACCCUGAAUUUGGUAUUUUUCUCACCAUGAACUUGGGCUAUCACGGUCGUCAAGAACUCCCUGAAAAUUUGAAGAUCCAAUUCCGCAAUGUGGCGAUGAUGGUACCGGACCGACAAAUCAUCAUUCGCGUAAAACUCGCAUCUUGUGGAUUCUUGGAGAACAUCACCCUUGCUCGCAAGUUCUACACGCUCUACAAACUUUGUGAAGAGCAACUCACCAAACAGGUUCACUAUGACUUUGGCUUGCGCAACAUACUUUCCGUGUUGCGGACGCUGGGAGCUGCGAAGCGAGCGAACCCAAAGGACCCGGAAGCCGUGAUCGUCAUGAGGGUCCUCAGGGAUAUGAACCUCUCCAAACUAGUGGACGAAGAUGAACCUCUCUUCCUGUCCCUGAUCGACGACCUAUUCCCGAAUAUGUCUCAAGAACGUGGCUACUAUUCUCAGCUUACAACAGCCAUUGCUGAGGUGACGGAAGAGAUGGGUCUCGCCAAUCAUCCUCCUUGGAGGCUCAAACUAAUACAGUUGUACGAAACUCAGCGAGUUCGUCACGGCAUGAUGACAUUGGGGCCCAGCGGCGCCGGCAAGACCUCGUGCAUCCACGUACUGAUGCAAGCCCUGACUAAAAUAGGGCAGCCGCACAGGGAGAUGAGAAUGAAUCCAAAAGCCAUCACCUCGGCUCAGAUGUUCGGACGACUUGACGUAGCUACUAAUGACUGGACGGACGGGAUAUUCUCCACCCUCUGGCGAAGGACUCUGAAGACUAAAAAAGGUGAGAAUGUUUGGAUCGUGCUGGAUGGCCCUGUGGAUGCCAUCUGGAUUGAAAACCUAAACUCUGUCUUGGACGACAACAGGACUUUGACACUGGCUAACGGGGACCGGAUACCCAUGUCUCCCAACUGCAAAAUCAUCUUCGAGCCUGCCGACAUCGAAAACGCUUCCCCCUCCACGGUGUCGAGGAACGGCAUGGUCUACAUGAGCUCCUCAGGCCUGGACUGGCGGCCAAUAUUCCAGGCUUGGCUGAAUAACAGACCGCAGUUCGAGCAUCAAAUUCUCAGCCGUGUCUUCACGGAGCAUUUCCAGUCCAUCUUCACCUGGGCCAAACAAAACCUGCACUGGAGCCUCUCCGUCAUUGAAAUCAAUGUCAUCACGCAGGCACGUAUGCUGCGCAUGUUGGAUGGCCUCCUUCUAAGUGAUAGUUGUCUACAAGAAAGCUCCAGAGGAAAGGCCGGCCAAGCCUCGGUACACUCGGGUUACGGUCUUGGUUCAGAAGACGCAAUUGGUUACCCUGGUGCUGGCGUCGGUGGUGGAGGCUCGGAUACAAACAGUGUCGUGUCGGAGGCUUUCUGUUCCCCGGGAUAUGACGAAGCCGCGUCCGACACUCAAUCCGCGGUGACUCAUCUUCUCGCUGGGACGCUGCCCGAGGAGACGGACUACAACAAACCUCUGCCGAAAGAUUACGACCCAGACUCUGAUGAACCUCCUCCUAAACAAGCCUCCAUGGAGGAGCACAUCGAGCGGCUGUUCGUGUUCGCGAUGAUGUGGAGCAUCGGCGCCUUCAUGGAGCUGCCUGAGCGCCUGCUGCUCCAGCAGCGACUGCUCACCGAGCACAGCAGCCUCAGCUUCCCGGCGCUGCCUGAGGACUCGUACGAAACUAUCUUUGACUUCCUCGUCGACGAAAAUGGUUGGUGGCAGCGGUGGGAGUCGCGGGUUCCGAGUUUCGUUUACCCUGAACUUGGUUCCCUGGAUUACAUCUCCCUGCUCGUGCCUAACGUUGAUAACGUCAGGAUGGAGUUCCUCAUCCGUACCAUCGCUAAGCAAGGCCUCGGCAUUUUACUCAUCGGAGAACAAGGCUCGGCGAAGACCGUCACCAUCAAUGCUUUCUUGAAGAAAUACAAUCCCGAUGAGCAUCUCUACAGAAACUUCAACUUCUCCUCAGCCUCCACGCCAUACUAUUUUCAGAGGACCAUAGAAAGCUACGUGGACAAACGCUUGGGAACAACCUUCGGACCUCCCGCUGGCAAGAAAAUGUCCGUGUUUAUAGAUGAUAUCAACAUGCCUCACUUCAACAGCUGGGGAGAUCAGCCCACGAACGAAAUUGUUCGUCAGACGUUGGAGCAAGGGGGCUUCUACAGUCUGGAAAAACCUGGCGAAUUCACUAAGAUUGUCGACAUGCAGUUCCUCGCAGCCAUGGGACACCCAGGUGGAGGACGAAACGACAUACCUUCCCGACUGAAGCGUCAUUUCUGCAUCUUCAACUCGACGCUUCCAUCGGACCAGUCCAUAGACAAAAUAUUUGGCAGCAUAGCACGAGGUCACUUCAACGCGAAGCGUGGCUUCACAUCGGACGUCAGGGACGUGGUCGAGAAACUUGUUCCCCUCACGCGCAUCAUUUGGACUGCCACAAAGCUGAAUUUACUGCCGACACCUGCGAACUUCCACUACGUGUUCAACCUGCGGGACCUGUCGCGCAUCUGGCAGGGGAUGCUGAACGCCACGAGCAACGUGGUCACCACGCCUAGCCUCCUCAUCGCCAUGUGGAGGCAUGAGCUCGCCAGAGUGAUCUCGGACAGGUUCACCACCUCGAAAGACCUGAAGUGGUUCGACGAAAUCACUGAAUCUCACGUCACCGAACAUCUCGGCGAGGGAGCCAGACGAUGCGUGACGAAGCAGGAGUAUUUCGUGGACUUCCUGAGAGACGCUCCUGAACCUACUGGUGACGAGGGUGAGGACGCGGACAUGGAAAUGCCGCACGUGUAUGAACCCAUUCCGUCUUUUGAUAUUCUGGCGGAGAGGCUGGAAAUGUUCCUGUCCCAGUACAACGAGAUGGUGCGCGGCUCUGGCAUGGAUCUGGUGUUCUUUAAAGACGCCAUGGCGCAUCUUGUGAGAAUAUCCCGCGUUAUUUGUAACCCCGGCGGCAACGCUCUGCUUGUGGGGGUUGGUGGCUCCGGCAAACAGUCGCUCACUCGCCUGGCUUCCUUCAUUGCUGGCUACAAGACUUUCCAGAUAACACUUACCAGGUCGUAUAACAGCGCCAACUUACUGGAGGAUCUUAAAGUCUUGUACAGAACCUGCGGAAUACAAGGGAAAGGCACCACGUUUAUUUUCACCGACCAGGACAUCAAAGAAGAGAGCUUCUUGGAGUACCUCAACAAUGUGCUUUCGUCUGGGAUGGUGAGUAACCUGUUCAGUCGAGACGAGCAGGCGGAGAUCGUCUCCGAGCUUCUGCCCGUAAUGAAGAGGGAACACCCCCGCCGGCCUGCGACGCCUGAGAGCGUCAUGGAUUUCUUCCUGCAGAGAACCAGACAGAACCUGCAUGUGGUCCUGUGCUUCUCACCUGUAGGAGACAAAUUCCGAAGCCGUGCAAUGAGAUUCCCCGGUCUUAUAAGCGGCUGCACCAUCGACUGGCUGCAGCCGUGGCCGCGCGACGCUCUCGUCGCCGUGGCCGAUCAUUUCCUUCGCGCCUUCGAGAUCAUCUGCAGCGACGACGUGAAGGCCAACCUCGUCAAGUGUAUGGGGUCCAUGCACGACUUGGUGGCGCAGCUCUGCCACGAGUAUUUCAUGAGGUAUCGUCGCGCUGCUCACGUGACACCCAAGUCGUACCUAUCGUUCAUUUGCAUGUACAAGAAAAUUUACUCAGACAAGCGACAGGAAAUUGGCGACGCGGCGGCCAGGAUGACGUCUGGCCUCAACAAGCUGCAGGAGGCGUCCGAGGCCGUCGAGAGGCUCAAGGAGGAGCUGUUGGUGAUGGAGGGCGAGCUGGAGGUGGCCUCGCUGCGAGCUGAGGAGAUCCUGAAAGAAGUGACGAUCAGAGCAGAAGAAGCGGAGAGCAUCAAGGUGGCGGUGGAGAAGGUGCGGGACAAGGCGCAGGUGCUCGUGGACUUCAUCGCCAAAGACAAGGCGUUGGCCGAGGAGAAACUGGAGGCGGCGCGGCCAGCGCUGGAGGAGGCCGAGGAAGCUCUUAACACCAUCAAACCUGCGCAUAUUGCGACUGUGCGUAAGCUUGGGCGUCCUCCGCACCUCAUCAUGCGCAUCAUGGACUGCGUGCUCAUCCUCUUCCAGCGCCGCCUGCAGCCCGUCAAGGCUGAUCCUCUCGUCGCCUGCCCCCGACCCUCGUGGCCUGAGAGUCUCAAGAUGAUGGCGAGCACUACGUUCUUGCUUUCGCUGCAAAAUUUCCCGAAGGACACCAUCAAUGACGAGGUCGUGGAGCUCCUCGAGCCUUAUUUUAACCUUGAGGAUUACGACAUGGACACGGCGAGACGAGUCUGCGGGGACGUCGCUGGACUCCUCUCGUGGACCAGAGCCAUGGUUGCCUUCUUCACGGUCAACAAAGAAGUUUUACCGCUCAAGGCGAAUUUGGCACUGCAAGAAGCGCGACUGCGCGUUGCAAUGGGUGAUUUGGCACGAGCUCAAGCCUCCCUGGACGAGAAGGAGCGCGCGCUGGAGGAAGUCCGUGAUCAGUACCAAGCUGCCCUGGCAGACAAGCAGAGAUUGAUGGAUGCUGCCGAUACUUGCAGACGCAAGAUGCAGGCCGCAGUCACUCUUAUCAAUGGACUGGCUGGAGAGAAAGUUCGAUGGACUGAACAAUGUUUAGACUUCAAACAUCAGCUGGGAAGGCUUGUGGGUGACGUGUUGAUCACCACGUGCUUCCUUUCAUACGCCGGGCCCUUCAAUCAAGAGUACAGAACAAAAAUGCUCGCCACGUGGAAAGGAAUGCUAAACAGCCGCCAAAUUCCGUUCACCACCAGUCUCAAUAUCACCAACUGGCUGGUUGACAACGCCACGGUUACGGAAUGGAACUUGCAAGGCCUUCCGAAUGACGAGCUGAGCAUCCAGAAUGGCCUCAUUGUCACCAAGGCUUCCUGCUACCCUCUGCUGAUAGACCCUCAGGGACAAGGCAAAAAUUGGAUCAAAAAUCGUGAAAGCAAAAAUGAACUCCAGAUAACAUCUCUGGAACACAAGUAUUUCCGAGCCCACCUCGAGGACUCCCUGUCGCUUGGCCGGCCUCUGGUCGUAGAAGACGUCAGGGAGGAGCUGGACCCUGUGCUCGAUAACCUCCUCGAUAGGAACUUUAUCAAAUCAGGAUCGAUUCUCAAGGUUGGUGUUGGAGACAAAGAGUGUGAUGUGAUGCCUGGUUUUAUGCUCUACAUCACCACUAAGCUACCAAAUCCUGCCUACACUCCGGAAACAGCAGCAAAAACGUCCAUCAUCGACUUUACCGUCACGGUUCACGGGCUGGAAGACCAACUGUUAGGUCGAGUUAUCAGAACGGAGAAAAGUGAACUGGAGAAAGAGAGGAUCGCUCUCAUCCAGGAGGUGAUGGAUAACAAGAGAAGAAUGAAGGAACUGGAAGACAAUUUACUCUUGCGGCUGACAUCCACCCAGGGCUCGCUAGUGGACGACGACGAUCUUAUUGUGGUGCUACAUGAGACUAAGGCCACUGCAGAAGAUGUCAGCCAUAAGCUCCUAGUGGCCGCUGAAACCGAACUUAAAAUUAACGGAGCCCGGGAAGAGUACCGAGCCGUGGCUGCCAGAGGCUCCAUCUUAUACUUCCUCAUCAUGGAAAUGGUUGAAGUGUCGUGCAUGUACCAGACGUCCCUCAGACAGUUCCUGACACUCUUCGACACAGCUUUGCUCAAAGCUGAGAAGAGCUCGAUCCCCCGCAACCGCAUCUCUAACAUCAUCAAGUAUCUGACAUAUCAAGUGUGGCGUAUCGCGUGCCGUGGCUUCUACGAGCGACACAAGUUCCUCUUCACGCUCCUGCUCGCCAUGAAGAUCGACAUGCACCGCGGUCACGCCACGCACGAGGAGUUCAUGACUUUCAUCAAGGGUGGAGCGUCUCUAGAUCUGAAAGCAGUUGAUCCGAAGCCCUUCCGAUGGAUCCUGGACAUCACGUGGCUGAACAUAGUUGAGCUGAGCAAGCUGCCGCCCUUCAAGGAUCUUCUCCAACGCAUCACUGACAACGAAAGGGAGUGGCGCGUCUGGUUUGAAAAGGAAAAGCCUGAAGAGCAGCUUCUGCUGCCUCUAAAAACAUGAUAUGCAGAAACUAAACUUGGCUAUUUUCAGGAAGAACUGCCAUGCGGGUACUCGAAAUCGCUGGACAUGUUACGACAGCUGCUGCUUGUCCGGUCCUGGUGUCCGGACAGGACACUUUCUCAGUCUAAAAGAUACAUCAGAAAAGCUUUAGGGGAGCAGUUCGCCGACCCCGUGGUCCUGGACCUGGAGGCCACCUGGGAGGAGAGUGACCGCCGGACGCCCAUGAUCUGCUUGCUGUCGCAGGGCUCUGACCCGACGCUGCAGAUCGAGGCUUUGGCCAAGAGCCGAGAAAUGGAACUGCGCACAAUUUCCAUGGGACAAGGCCAGGAAGGUCACGCUCGAAGGUUGCUGCAGGAGGCCAUGAUCAACGGUCGCUGGCUGCUGCUGCAGAACUGUCACCUCAACCUCUCGUUCUGCCUCGAGAUUCUCGACUUCAUCUCCGACACUGAGAUCGUCCACACGAGUUUCCGGCUCUGGCUUACCACUGAAUACCACCGCAACUUCCCCAUCGGCCUACUGCAGGUCUCCAUCAAGUUCACGAACGAGCCUCCCCAGGGCAUCAGAGCCAGUCUGCAGCGCACGUACUCUGAUGUUUCCCAGGACUUGCUGGACUACACGAACUUGCCGCAGUGGCCGCGGCUGCUGUACGCAACAGCUUUCCUGUACACGGUGGUGCAGGAGAGGAGGAAAUACGGCGCUCUAGGAUGGAAUGUUGCCUACGAGUUCAACCAAGCGGAUUUCCAAGCCUCUGUACAGUUCAUACAGAACCAUUUGGAUGACAUCGAUCCCAAAAAAGGAGUGUCGUGGGUGACUGUGUGCUAUAUGCUGGGCGAGAUUCAGUUCGGUGGGCGCGUCACUGAAGACUUCGAUAAGAGGCUCCUACUGACCUUCAUGCACGUGUGGUUCAAUGAGAGACUCCUGACGCAGGACUUCAGGUUCUAUGAAGGUUAUGGGCUGCCCAACUGCCGUAGUCAGGCUGACUACCUGGAGUUCGUUUCUACCUUGCCCGCCUCUGACUCGCCCGAGGUGCUCGGCCUGCAUGCUAAUGCAGAUAUCACGUAUUACAUCAACACAGCCAAAAACAUCCUUCAGACAAUACUGAGUAUCCAACCUAAGGAAGGAGGCGGCCAACGGACUGGGGAGACGAGAGAGGCAGUAGUUUACGCGCUGUCUGAAGACAUGCUUGCCAAACUCCCGCCCGACUAUGUACAGCACGAGGUCAAGGAGGCGCUGCAACGAAUGGGAGCUAUACUUCCCAUGAAUAUAUUCCUGCGACAGGAGCUCGGCAGAAUGCUUCGGGUUUUGCGCACUGUUCGACAAACGCUCCAAGACCUUCAGCUUGCUAUUGAAGGCACAAUUAUCAUGUCGGCUACGCUGAAAGAAACACUCGAUGCCAUGUACGAUGCGAGGCUUCCUGAAAAGUGGCGUAAGAUUUCGUGGGAGUCGAGCACUCUUGGCUUCUGGUUCACGGAGCUGCUGGAGCGCGACGCACAGUUCCGGCGCUGGUACAUGCAUGGAAGGCCUAAAGCUUUCUGGAUCACGGGCUUCUUCAAUCCGCAAGGAUUCCUCACGGCCAUGAGACAGGAAGUAACGCGGCAGCAUAAAGGCUGGUCGCUGGACUGCGUCGUCCUGCAGAACCUCGUGACUCGCUUUACUCGGGAGGACCUGCAGGAGCCUCCACCUGAAGGAGUCUACGUCUACGGCCUCUACCUUGAAGGGGCCGCUUGGGAUAAGAAGAAAGGCAGGCUCAUUGAAUCGAAACCAAAGGUAUUGUACGACCCUCUGCCAGUUGUUUACCUCUACGCCUUGAACACAACUUGUGGCAAGAGUCCAUCACUUUAUGAGUGUCCGAUUUACCGCAAGCCACACCGAACAGAUGCGACUUACAUCGGUUCCAUUGAUCUCGAGACAGACUUGCCUCCUUCUCACUGGACGUUACGAGGCGUAGCUCUGCUGUGCGACAUCAAAUAAACAAAAACACAUUGAAGAUCAUUCCGUCGCAUCAUCUAAAAGUUUUAGAAAGCUACACGUCGUUUGAAAUUAUUGUUACACCGUCUCACUUGGUGUAAAGAGAGCUCCGUCUCCACAUAAAUUCAGAAUUUAUUUUAGAAUUAGGAAAUGGAGCUAUGUGGCUAAAAAAUAAAUGUAAAUCAAAUGUAAAGCAAAGAUUAUGGUCUAUACACCACCAAUAUAUUUGUUUGAAGUUUGGUAGUGCUUUUUAGAAGCCUGGUACCGGAAGUAUGUAGGGCUAUUUGGGAGUAUAUCUGCUACAUUUAUCGUGCUGGCAUGAGGCCAGUCAGAUUGGAAAAAUAAUAUGGCAUUGCAUUGGACAAUAUUAAAAAAGUUAGCGUAUU